AUGGAUGUUACAUGUGAAAGUGAUGAUUUUAUUCAUCAACACCCGUUGCUAGUUGCUGAAUUUGGAAGCAGUGUGAUUUUACCCUGCUCUCACUCAGAUGACUUUAUAAACUCUGUUUCAUGGUAUAAACAUUCUUUUGGCAAGAAACCACUUCUCGUAGCAUAUUCAGAACACGGCUCUGGAAGUGUUAAAUAUCAAAAUGACUUUGACAAUUCAAAUAAAUAUCGUAUCAGAACUGGAAAUGGCUCUUUUAAUUUGACCAUCAGACACUUGGAAGAAUAUGAUUUUGCAACCUACUAUUGUGCUGUGAGAUUUUUAAACAUUGUUAAAUUUGGAGAAGGGACGAUUCUUCUACAUAAAGAGAGUGAUGGAAUAAGAAGUACCACAGUUCUCCAGCAGCCAGUAUCUGACAGACUUCAUCCAGGAGAUUCAGUGACUCUGCAGUGUUCGGUCAUCAGUCAGAUCUGUGCAGGAGAAUACAGCGUCUACUGGUUCAGACAUUCAUCAGAACAUUCUCAUACAGGACUCAUUUACACUCGUGAUAACAGGAGUGAUCAGUGUACAGAGAGAUCAGAGAACGGCUUUUCUACCCAGAGCUGUGUCUAUAGUCUCUCUCAGACUGAACUCAGAUCAUCUGAUGCUGGGAUUUAUUACUGCGCUGUUGCUACAUGUGGGAAGAUACACUUUGGAAAUGGAACUAAGUUGAUUAUUAAAGAUUUACAGUUCACGUGGAACCCAAUUACUGUAAUUCUGGCAACACUGAACAUCAUGACCUUGAUUGUGAUUACAAUUCUGCUGAUAGUGAUUCAAAAGAUCCACAUUAGAGAUACCUUGAAUCAUCCCAGAAAACAAUGGAAGCAGAUCGUGGAUACUGAUACCUUAAACCCAGAAGAGACACAAGUCCUUUAUACCCAGUCCAUCAAGCACUAGUUAACAGUAAUGAUGGGUGAAAACAUUAUUACAGCAUAUUUGUUGAGGACUGAUGAUUAUGUUGGCGAACAUGAUUUUUUUCUAAUGACUGUAAUAUUCAUAGUAUGUGUACAAGUUCACAUUUUAAUGUUGCUUUGGAUAACAGCAUCUGUUAAAUAAUCAUGAAAAUGCUGUAUUACUGGUUA
Messenger RNA from Carassius carassius (crucian carp), 1115 nucleotides. Its product is annotated as immunoglobulin kappa light chain-like. Gene Ontology annotation, biological process: response to bacterium. The transcript has 6 exons. NCBI's taxonomy places the organism in Eukaryota, Metazoa, Chordata, Actinopteri, Cypriniformes, Cyprinidae. Bases 1 to 930 code for a protein of 309 amino acids. The record is from RefSeq and is a predicted model, not a curated record.